GCAGUCAGAUGGAGAUAUCAGAUAAUGCUCCAUACAAUGUGAAAGAAUUAAGUUAAUUAAGCACGUUUCUUAGCUAGUCAGAAAACAGCUUGUACGCUUAUGUGCACAACGCACAACUACUACAUGGUCAGCGCGAUCCCGAUGACCCAGGACCAUGAGGUCAGCAUUCCAUGAACACAGGGUGGACAGGAGGGGUGUUCGGGGUAGGAGAUUAUUCUUCUGCAAGCCGAAAGGAGAUUCCAGAUCUACUUCCAAAAAACUUCCAGAAGCAUGUUGCGCUACCUACAGAGAAAUCGACAGAAGCUUCAGGAAGUGCGCUUAUCCAAGUGAGGUUGAAAUUUUCAAGCUAUCGGAGCAGAUCAACCUACCUCCUUCUCAGAUUAAAGCCGAAUUUGCAAAGCGAAGGCUCUCUUACCGCGAACGCCACCACCUGUCUAAAGACGCCCUUGUCCACCCCUGCUCCUUGCCACUCUUCCAGGCACUCGCCACCUUUGUCCAUUCCCAGCAGGCCAUCCUCAAGUCGGCGGUUCUUUUUAUCUCUGUCGCCACACUAUGGUGGACUCAUCUCAUCAAAAUCGGAAGGCAGACAGUCACAGAGCAGAUCUAUGAAUGACAUGGAAAAAAAAAUAAAAUCACAUAAAACGUGUCAUAUUGCUUAAUUUCUUAAUUUUGAAAAAAAUUGUGCACAUUUUUAAUAAAUCUGUCAUUUUUCACUA
Molecule: messenger RNA, 716 nt
Organism: Argiope bruennichi
Lineage: Eukaryota; Metazoa; Arthropoda; Arachnida; Araneae; Araneidae
Exons: 3
Coding region: 155-613 (152 amino acids)
Molecular function (GO): DNA binding
Source: RefSeq, a predicted model, not a curated record